CUCUCAAAAUUCCUCGAGUCGAAGAAGCCCUUGCCCUCUCCGGCGCGCCGCCGCAUCGAGAAGAAGAAGGGGGAUUGAAUCGUCUCACCAAUGGACUAGCGGGGAGCCACCUUCCCAACCCUGCCCUACCCUGGAGUCACCCACCGACCCAAGUGAUGCAGAUGCAAAUACACACCCGCGGAGGAUUUGGGUGGACUCGGAGGACUCGGAGGAGGACUCGUCGUCGUCGGAGGAGGAGGAGGUAGUGGAGGAGGAGGAGGAGGAGGAGGAAAUCGCAGUUACCCCCGAAAUGGAGGCACGCUUGUAUGCCGAGUUUCGAGCAACCGCUAGGGCGAGGCUGAUGCCAGCUGUUACACUCGCGGAAAGUUGCAAGAAAUUCGGUUACCACCCGCCAGCGCCGCCUUUCGAGAUCAUCAACCACCCAGAUCUUUUCGAGAGAGCAUGGGGAUGGGAUACCAUACUGCCGUUCAGUGUGGCACGUACUUUCUCUCGGUACAAGGAAUACCUCGUGGAUUAUUACAAUCGCAACCAAAAGAAACCCAAUGCUGCUGCUGCUGCUGAUCUCACUGGAGACGACGAUAGCCUGACAGCUCUGGCCAACAAGUGUGCCGAGAUGGAGGGCCAUCUGAUGUUUCUGUUGAAGUGCCGUGCUGGAGUGUUUACUGAAAAUGUCGAGAUCAAGAUCAGCCGGACGAGUGACAGGAUCACCAAGCGUGCGCGUGAAACGACGACGAACGCGCUGGAAUCCGAAUUUCCUGCCGCCGCUGUCGCGUUUAAGUGUAUCACCAAAGAGGCUGAGCUGAUGUGCGCAAUGCUGAUUCAUGCGGCGGAAGAUCACCCCUACUGGUUUGUAUUGUGCAACAAAGUCCGGCUGUAUGCCUUAAGAUUUAUGGCCUACAAAGAGCCUGAAUAUAUUCUUGCCGCAGCCGCCAUGAUGGGCAUCACGCGAGAAGCCAACUUGACGUGUGAGUUGGUGAAGGAAAGGCACAAGGAUAAAAAUGGACGCGAGUUCUUCAGCAUCUUUAUCCGGACUAGGACCUUGGCAUCUAUGUACUACAUACUCAAAGAAUAUUCUGCUGUGGGAAAGCCUACUAGGGACAACACUGCUGGGAAAUUGAUAAGUGAUGAAUCGGAUGUCAAGACCUGUCCUGGAAAGGAUGUAGUAGAAAAUGAUAUCCUGGAUGACUGGAUCGUGAUAAGUCCGAAAAAGGCAGAGACAAUUGGGUGACUAGGUCAAAUAAUAAAUUAAUGCCUUCAAUUA
Molecule: messenger RNA, 1261 nt
Organism: Oryza sativa Japonica Group (Japanese rice)
Lineage: Eukaryota; Viridiplantae; Streptophyta; Magnoliopsida; Poales; Poaceae
Source: RefSeq, a predicted model, not a curated record